Molecule: messenger RNA, 462 nt
Organism: Ostertagia ostertagi
Lineage: Eukaryota; Metazoa; Nematoda; Chromadorea; Rhabditida; Trichostrongylidae
Source: the annotation of a GenBank genome assembly
AUGGGCUACAAGAGCAAUGAGCUCUACUCUACCACGUAUUUCAAUGGGGCACAAGGAAACCCUUUGAAAUGGGUCGAAUAUGGUAUGCGAUGUGAAUAUGUGAAGCAGGUCCGAGCACUGAUUGUCGCCACGCGAUUGUACACCGGACGAGCGGUCGACGUCAUCGCCUUCUCGUUAGGUGUUCCGGUAUCCAGGAAAGCCAUUCUUGGAGUGGCCGGGCCGAAUCAUGGCAUCACACUGCAGGUGGGUGGAGUUGCCAUUCCUGGAUGUGUUCUCAGUGUCAUACCUGUAUGCAAUCAAGUGACCGGUCUCUAUUCCGGAUUAUGUCCAAGCGAAAGUGAAUUCCUUCAGGAUAUAAAUCGGCAAGCGGGUUAUGAAGGUCAACAUAUUUUCUCCAUCUACUCUAAAAAAGACCAAGUUGUCGGCCAUAUUGUCUGUGGAAAGGUUAGUCUUUGUAAUAGU